This is a messenger RNA of Quercus lobata, 2206 nucleotides long. RefSeq names its product heterogeneous nuclear ribonucleoprotein Q-like. The transcript is spliced from 10 exons. NCBI's taxonomy places the organism in Eukaryota, Viridiplantae, Streptophyta, Magnoliopsida, Fagales, Fagaceae. Gene Ontology annotation, molecular function: RNA binding. The coding region runs from base 466 to 1983 and encodes 505 amino acids. The record is from RefSeq and is a predicted model, not a curated record.
CAAAAAAUAAUUGGAUCUUGCAGUUUUCCGAGUUUUCGCUGUACAAACUUUAACAUUCAAAAAAGUCUCCGCAGAUAGCUUCUCCGGAAGGUGCACAAAAUUGCAGCCUAAUUCUGAUUCAAGAAAUUCAUGAUUUGAAAAUUUGCACCACCUUCAUGAUCAUUAUAAGUAUCAUUCAGAAAUCUCUUUUACCGGUCUUGUUAGUACUGCUACUAAUGCUAUCAUUAUCCCAUUGGUAAAAGUCUUUCACAUUGCAACCCCCUUGAGUCUUUAUAUCAUCAUGUGGGUUCAGUUGAAAUUCAUACCCUGUUGACCAAAAAUUCUGAAAUUCAUACUCUGCAACUCCUUUUGGCCUUUCAUUUUGUUUCCUCCUUUCGGCAUGUGUAUACUUCUUCCCAUAAAUUCUUCUGGCCUCUGUGCCUUCUUCACAGUUGCCUUGCCAGCGUGUUUAAUUAGAUACAUAAGAUGCCACGGACAAGGGCAAAUGCUAAGCCAGUUGAAGUGGAAAAGCCAAGUGAGCCUGAAAAGCCAGUUGAGUCUGAUGAGAAAGUUGAUCUUGAUGAGGACAAUGAUCCUGAGGAGGUGAUGGAAGAAGAGGUUGAGUACGAAGAAGUAGAGGAAGAAGAGGAAGUUGAAGAAAUAGAAGAAGAGGUGGAAGAAGUAGAGGAGGAGGAAGAAGAGGAGGAGGAGGAGGUGGAAGAAGUAGAAGAAGAGGAUACUGAUAAUGCAAAUGGACCUGAUGACGAGAUGAAGGUUGAAGAUGAGGACGAGAAAAAAAAACAUGCUGAACUUCUUGCCCUUCCUCCACAUGGUUCUGAAGUGUACAUCGGUGGCAUUCCCCAUGAUGCUUCAGAGGAGGACUUGGAGCUUUUUUGUGGAUCUAUAGGGGAAGUUACAGAGGUUCGGAUUAUGAAAGGCAAAGAUUCUGGUGAGAACAAGGGCUUUGCAUUUGUGACCUUUAGAAGUGCAGAAUUAGCUUCUAAAGCCAUUGAUGAGCUGAAUAGUACUGAAUUCAAGGGUAAAAAAAUAAAAUGUUCAACAUCUCAAGCAAAGCACCGUUUGUUCAUUGGUAAUGUUCCUAGAAGCUGGGGAGAGCAGGAUCUAAAGAAGGUUGUCAUGGAAGUUGGGCCUGGAGUUACUGCUGUGGAACUUGUUAAGGAUGCAAAGAAUCCAAGCAAUAACCGGGGCUUUGCUUUUGUUGACUACCAUAACCAUGCAUGUGCUGAGUAUUCAAGGCAGAAGAUGAUGAAUCCCAAAUUUAAGCUAGGUGAUAAUGCCCCAACUGUGAGCUGGGCCGACCCUAAAAAUGCUGAUUCUUCUGCUGCUUCACAGGUGAAGGCAGUAUAUGUGAAGAAUUUACCGAAGAAUGUUACCCAAGACCAGCUAAAGAAGCUAUUUGAACAUCAUGGGAAAAUCACAAAAGUGGUUCUGCCACCCGCAAAAUCUGGACAGGAAAAAAGUAGAAUAGGUUUUGUACAUUUUGGGGAGAGGUCAAGUGCCAUGAAGGCGCUGAAGAAUACAGAAAAAUAUGAACUUGAUGGCCAAGUUUUGGAGUGUUCUCUUGCAAAACCACAGGCAGAUCAAAAGUCUGGGGGAUCAAAUUCACAGAAGGCAGGACUGCUUCCAAGUUAUCCACCUCGUGUUGGUUAUGGUUUGGUUGGUGGUCCCUAUGGUGCUCUUGGUGCAGGAUAUGGUGGUGCAGGAUAUGGUGCCACAGGCUUUGCACAGCCCAUGAUGUAUGGGAGGGGACCAACUCCUUCUGGUUUGGCAAUGAUGCCAAUGCUUUUGCCUGAUGGACGGAUCGGAUAUGUUCUGCAACAGCCAGGAGCACAGCCACAUACUCCACCUUCACAUCCGAGAGGAGGUGGCAGGGGUGGGGGUGGGGGUGGUGGUGGUGGGAGUGGCAGCAAGAGUAGUGGCAGUUCAAGUAGGGGAAGGCACAGUAAUGAUGGUGGUCAUGGGCGCAGGUAUCGCCCAUAUUAGUUGCAGGUUAACUGCUAAAAAUUAUACAUCAGAGAGUGUGCAUUAAUGUCAAACCUUAAGAUCAUUCAAGAUCUGAAUUUAACAGUGUCAUCUUCUUCAUUGAGGCGUGUAGUGUUAUUAUUGUACUUUGUCAGUGAUUAUUACAUUUGACAUUUGUUAGUUUUGUUAAGCUGUUUUAUUCUGUUUUAAUUUUGAUUUAUAAGCCCUCAGUCCUUUCUGCUUA